UUCAAAUGCAGCGGUACACGUUGUCCGGGUUUUCCUAUGAGCUGGCCUCUAGACCUCUUCACUUCGCCGAGCCCAUUCCGGCAGUCAGAAUAUGCGUUGUCUGCGGGUUGCUGCCCCACACGACCACCUUUCUGCCAUGUCGACACGUGCUGUGCAAAACGUGCUACUCGCAGUGCUUGGUCGACGAGAUUCACGAAUGUCCACUGGACGGGGACAAAUUCCUUGAAAAAGACGUUGAAUGGAGAAUCUUUCCUCUGAAAAAUCUGCUGAGGCGCAAGGUAAAAUGCUGGAACGAGGAAAACGGUUGCGACGCCAUCAUGACUGUUUCAGACAUGCUGAAGCACUUUGAUGAAGAUUGCGUCCGUCACACAGCGCGCUGUCCGAACUGCUCAGCUCUCGUCCUCUGCACGAAUGUGUGCGCGCAUCGGAGAAGUAACUGCACCACGCACGAACUGUCCAGCGAGGCCCAACAGCUGAAACCACUCCAAGGCUCGGCUCAGGAAGCCAUGUUCCCCGAUUUAAAGACAACAUUGGAAGAACAUGUCGGGGAAAUGAAAUUUGGCCUUGACCAGGUUGCCUAG
Messenger RNA from Rhipicephalus sanguineus (brown dog tick), 581 nucleotides. Its product is annotated as TNF receptor-associated factor 6-like. NCBI's taxonomy places the organism in Eukaryota, Metazoa, Arthropoda, Arachnida, Ixodida, Ixodidae. The record is from RefSeq and is a predicted model, not a curated record. The transcript has 3 exons. The coding region runs from base 6 to 581 and encodes 191 amino acids.